UUCAGGUGGUAGCAAUCUUAAAAAUUUCGUUACAAACAAAUUGAAAAAUUCUGCGAAAUACAAUACAUAGUUACUGGAUAUUGGAAAAAAUAAAAAAGUAUUUAUUAAAAAAAAAAAUAGAAGUUGAAAUAAAUUAAAGAGAGUACAUAUGUAUGAACAAAUAUUUAAAUAUUUUUUAAUUAUAAAACUGUAAGAGGAUUAAUACUACGUAUCCAUUCCUACACCUGUUAAACAUCCGAUACUUGUUUGGCAAGCAAACCACGAAAAGUUCACAAACAUUCUUUGCAACAAGUAGAUAUAAAUCGAGGAAAACAGCAUGAUAGAUAGAGUAGAAAGUACAAAAUAAAAUAUAAAUCCCAUUGAUGGAAUGAAAUUAUGAAUUCAAAUUUUAAUUUAUUUAAUUAGUGAUUGCAUUACAGAUAGUAAUUACGUAGCAAUAUAUUUGAGAAAAAAAACUUUAAAAAAGUUUUAAAUUUAUUCCAUGUAAAGCUGGUUAAUGAAUCUAUAACCAUAUGCCUAUGAAAGAGAUAAAACAGUUUUCAUAUUCAUUUCUAUAAAACGUUUCUAAAUGUAAUAUACAAAAUAAUUUAAUAGAAUAGUCAACUCAUUUAAGAAGAAAAGUUGAGCAAUUCUGUAAAAUGGCGUUUAAUAUGCACUUUUUUACCGACAGUUUGAAUUAUAAAAUUUAAAAUUUUAUAAAACGUUGUGCCAAUAUUUUAAAUAUCUUAAAAAAUUGUGUAGUAAUUAUUAGAGAUUUUUACAAAUUUAAAUUUCAACAGAUCUAAUGAAAAUGCCAAAAACCUAAAAAAAUAAAUUGUCAAAAAGAUAACAAAACUGAAACACAAAAUAAACGUAAUAGUGACCAAUUUAAUAUUAAACAAGUGCUGGAGCACAGAGUGAAGUGGAUGAAUGCUAAAGUAGAUUCGUAAUUAAAAAAAAUUUAACAUGAAUUUAAUUGGAAAAACUACAAUAAACACAAAAACCUGAAUAGCAACCAUUUGAAAAUAGAACGCUAUAGCAAGUGCUCUUGAGUUAAUUAUUAACGGUCUCGUAGAGAGAGAUAGAUUGCGAGAUACAUAACAGUCAAUACAUUUUUACAACUAAAUACAGGACACACAAUAGAAGGUGUAACUGUGGGUGUAGCUAGGUAGUAGUACAGGCAGUGUGUUUGUGUGAGCUUACAGACGAAUAUUAAAAUGGAGUAUUUCUUGCGUGAAUAUGCGGCACGCAGUAUAUUGCCUCAUUUGAAUAUGGUAGCUAAGAGUAUAAAUAAUGAAAAAGGAAACAGCAACACGAACAUGAACAACAGUAAUGAUUACUACCAUGAAGCGAUAAACACAACUGCAGCAACAAUAAUUGAGAGUGUUAGCAGCAACUAUAACAAUAGUUUUAUUUUAAAUCCUGGAGAUUCUGGCGAAGGGGGAGGAGGCGACGUAGGUGGAGUAGUUAGUGGCAGCAACAGUGAUAAUUUAUAUUUUAUACAACCUCAACAACAAUUGCUCGUGGAUGUUUUUAGUAGUCCUGGCAGCAGCAGCCAACAUAAUGUGGGUGUUGGCAAUCAAUAUGAAGAUUAUAUUGAAUAUUUGAACAACGACACUUCCUCGCCAACCUCACAACUGAUAGCAAGUACACCAUCCUCAUCAUCGCCCGCCCUACACUUGUUGGCAUCUCUAGCCAGUGUUACCACCACCACGAUAUCCUCAAUAACCCACCAAGUGCAACAACAGACAGAAGAAUCAGCAUACGAAACAGCAUAUGCAUCUUUUUCCUGCGAUGGUGAAUCACAAACAUUAAGUGCUUUAAAUUCCUCACUGGUUAAUGAUGACAAUGUCAGUGGUGACGAUGGUGAUGAGGCUUUAUCAAGCGUUUACUUUAAGACCGCCGUCUAUUUAUUGUACAUUCCAAUUUUUGUGUUUGCUCUUUUGGGCAACGGUACCGUCUGCUACAUCGUUCAGUCAACGCCACGCAUGCGCACAGUUACAAAUUAUUUUAUUGCCAAUUUAGCUGUGGGUGAUAUACUGAUGUCUCUAUUUUGUGUUCCCUCCUCAUUCAUAUCGAUAUUCAUUUUGGGCUAUUGGCCAUUUGGCAUUGUGCUGUGUCAUCUGGUCAACUAUUCGCAAGCUGUGUCGGUGCUGGUGAGCGCUUAUACAUUGGUGGCCAUAUCAAUAGAUCGUUACAUUGCGAUAAUGUGGCCGCUAAGACCGCGCAUUACAAAGAGAACUGUAAUGAUUGAAGAAUUAUACAAAAUAAUGCUAGUAUAUUAAGGCAUUUGCUAAAUUCAAAAUCAAUUUAACUUAUUGCCAUUAAUUUGUUUUCAUAAUUAACUUUCUAGAUAUGUUUGUCAGGAGGAAUGGGCGUCAAAGGAACAAAAUUACUAUUACACUUGGGCCUUAUUGACGCUGCAGUUCUUGGUGCCACUGUCUGUGUUAAUUUUCACCUAUACACGUAUUGCAUUAGCUGUAUGGGGUAAAAGACCUCCCGGUGAAGCAGAAAACUCAAGAGAUCAACGUAUGGCAAGAUCAAAGCGUAAGAUGAUUAAAAUGAUGGUGACAGUAGUGAUUGUUUUUACCAUGUGUUGGCUGCCUUUUAACAUAUUGAUUUUGUUACUGAAUGAUGAUGUCUUGUUGGCCUGGGGACCAUUGCCAUACUUCUGGUUUGCAUUCCAUUGGUUGGCCAUGUCGCACAGCUGUUAUAAUCCCAUCAUUUACUGUUAUAUGAAUGCUCGCUUCCGCGGUGGUUUCCUGCAGAUUAUUUAUCGUGUACCAGGUUUACGUCGCUGUUGCUGUUUGCGUCGUUAUUUACGCACACGUGGUGAUCGUAGUUAUGAAGCUACUGGUGAGAUGACCUUCAAAUUCAAUCGUCAUAAUGGUGGAGGUCUUAUAAGGAAACCUAAAAUACGAAUUAGGAACGGACGAUGCAUUCCACCUGCAACGUGUGAACACAUGCACCACAUACAUCAGCACAAGACGAAAGAUACGCACGAAUUCUAUGCACGCGAGUCAAUCUUCAUGUGCGGAAACAACGGUGUUGCGGUAGUGCCAGGUUCAUAAACAUCAUAAAUUCAAUAAUAAUGCGGAGAAAUUUAUGUAAACAGCAAAACCAAACGGUAAAUUGAAUAUGGACAUGGUUGGCAUGGAGAAGAUUAAUUAUUGUCUAAUUAGUAAAAAUAUGUGUUAAUAGGCGGUAUUAUUUAUUUAAAAUAAACUGUUAUUUUAUACGAAUAUAUAAUUUUAAUUUUUGAAAUAAAACAUGUCACUCAUUUACUGUAAGACUGGCAUAAUCCCAAAUUCGAGUUUCAAAUUUCAAAUUUGUUAAUAAUUUUCACAACUACUUUUUUUUGGAUUAUGCCACUUUUGUAGUAAAUAAGCUUUAUAAACAAAUAUACACACAUGUGUGUAUACAACAUUAGGGAAGUCCCGUUUGUAUAAAAAAAAGCAAUUGUACUGAUAUUUUCUCCGAAAAUUUAAAUUUAGUUCAUUCCUUGAAACUAUCAGAAAAGGGUUACUUUGUGGUACACCACUUCCUUUACUCUGGGCAACGUCGAUUUAUAGCCUCCUAAAAACCCUAACCGAAAAGAGAUUUAGAACUUGGCCCAUGCCGUACAUGCUCUGGAAGCGGCACUUACAGUAGGACGGCUCUUACCUUAAUCACACAUUGGAAGACUUUGCACAUAAAGGAACGGAUGUGCCUGAUAGCAUACCUUAUUCGAAAUAUAUACAUAUAUAGGGAACUUUGAAAUACUGAUACACAUAGAAUUUCGUGGUUGGGUGUACAAAUACAUUGCUACAAUGAAGGCUGUAUACUGGGUUACAGAACGGGCUUGGGAAUCUAUUUAUAUUGAAGACCCGAUCGCAUACGUGUUUACCAUUUCAUUCAUUAUUUACCUUAGUAAAAUUUGGUGUCAAAUGACAAAGAGUUGUAAAAUAUUUUGUGUCAUUUUUAUUUUUUUUUCUGUCAGGAUCAAAAGAUGUCUGAAUUAUUAUUAUGCGUUUGUGCUGAUGUUUGUAACACCCAAAAAUAUUGUUCCUAUACCCAUCUUAAAGUAUACUAAUCGCCGGGAAUUAUUUUUUUAUUCGAUUUAGCUAUUUCCGUCUACCUAAAAGUCCAGGCAAAGCUUAUGCGAAUGCAUUUUUAAAAUAUUUGCAAAUUUGGCACAUACUUUUCCUAAGGACGAAGCUUGACCUUGCCCCUGCAGAAAAUGACUUGAAUGUAAAGUUAAUUUUUAAACACUAAUAACACCAUGAUGUUCUACGUAAAUAACUUUAGACUCUAAUUCCUCUAUCAAAAUAUAUCAAAAAGGAAAGAAUACCCCCUUUGCCCCAUAUCCUACACCUGUUACAAAAAUAAAAUGUGAUUUAGUUUUCAUAAUCAAACAUUUAAUUUGAAUAGUAACUUGCCUCAGAUAUACUUAAUCCAUUCAUUGUUAAAUACAAUUGUGGAAAUUUAAGUCAAAUUUUAAAAGAGGCUUUUAAAGGAGCUAAGGUCAAAUGAGGUCGUAUAAUUAUAAAAUUCAUAAGGGUCAUUAAGGAUAGUUUAGAACUUGGUUCUAAAGCUUUUUGUCGAGAUAGGAGUAUAUUAAACAUAAUUAUAAACUUAAAAGCCUAAUGCGGCGGGUUCAGUUGUAUGUAGCCUAGGUGAAAGAACGGAAUGCAGUUAGCCAUUUUUUACAGGCUUGGUCUCCGGUGCAAUAGAAGAUCAUGUACCAAAUUUCAUUUAAUUUUUUUCCAAAUUGCGACAUGUAGUUUGAUUAAAAGGUUUAAAAGUCAUACUUGGCGGAUUCAAUUGUUUGGGGGCUAGGUGAAAUAAUGGACCGAUGUUAAGCAUUUUUAAUAGGCUUCCUGGGACAAAAGAAGAUCAUGUAUCAAAUUUGGAUUACAAAGUUUACAUCCCACUAAAGUGGUGUAGGGUAUAAAAAUAAUCAUCAUUUUUACCGACUCACUAGUGUAGGGUCAAAAUUUUACUAAGGUCAAAAUUUUUAAUCUUUGGAAGGGAGUUUUUUCUUUUCCUUGUAUUUAGUAUUCAAAAACUCAUCGAUACAUAGAUAUUCUUACAUGAGAUUUUUAAAACGGUUGUACCUGGGGACACUUGAAAAUUUCGUGUGAAGUUUAGAUUUGGACUACAAAUUUUCAGUGAAGAAAUAUAUAUAGCUUUAUUGGACAAAUUUUUCUAGGGCCAAUAAAGACAUUGUAUGAACAAAAUGUUCAACUUUGACUUCAUCGGUUCUUGACCGAUAGAGCUGAAAGUUUGUGUAUGUCCUACUAUUUAAUAAUACUAAAUUUGGUGCAAAUUUCAUACAUAGAUAUAAUGUUAACGGAAUAGAUAGAGUUUAAAAUUCGUUUGCAAGUGUAUAUAAAAAACUUAAACUGAAAAAUUAAAAAAGAAAAUUAAAUGAAAUUUUUUGUACAGAAAAAUAUAAAA
Molecule: messenger RNA, 5418 nt
Organism: Lucilia cuprina (Australian sheep blowfly)
Lineage: Eukaryota; Metazoa; Arthropoda; Insecta; Diptera; Calliphoridae
Product: RYamide receptor
Exons: 6
Biological process (GO): neuropeptide signaling pathway
Cellular component (GO): membrane
Molecular function (GO): neuropeptide Y receptor activity
Source: RefSeq, a predicted model, not a curated record